This is a messenger RNA of Cadophora gregata, 2004 nucleotides long. RefSeq lists its product as uncharacterized. The transcript has 3 exons. The record is from RefSeq and is a predicted model, not a curated record. Gene Ontology annotation, molecular function: NADP binding; flavin adenine dinucleotide binding. The coding region runs from base 240 to 1997 and encodes 585 amino acids. Lineage: Eukaryota; Fungi; Ascomycota; Leotiomycetes; Helotiales; Ploettnerulaceae.
GCACGAGGACUGUUGCUCUUCUUUGCAAUUUUGCCAAAAUGUUGGAGCUCUUAUUGACAUCACAUCUUCCUCCACUCACUUCCGCUCUUUGAGCGCGAGGGAUUCAAGGAACGGAUCAACAUGGUGUUUGCGGCACAGCACGUUAGCCGCUGACGACUGAAUGUUAUCGCGACAACAACAAUUGAUAUGGAAGUCCAUUAUCGCGACAGUAAGCUUCACAUCUACUUGGUACUACGUGAAUGAAGCGGCUUCCUUCUUCAUUUUCCCUUACACUUUCAAAAAUGUCAUCAGUGAAUAUCAAUGCCCCGAAGCGAGUUGUGGUGAUCGGUGCAGGAUGGGCAGGUCUUGUCGCUGCCAAAACAUAUCUGCAAAUUGACCCAAGUAUAAACCUCACUAUUUUCGACAGCGAACGAACACUCGGUGGGGUCUGGAAUGCGGACCGAUGUUUCCCUGGCUUCCUUGCAGAUAGUCCAUCUGGACUAUUCGACUAUUCAGACCUGCCGAUGAGAGAUGCUAUUGGAUUGAAAGACUGGUCAGAUCUUCCUGGGGAGAAAGUACAUGAAUAUUUGAAGGCAUACGCGGAGAAGUUCUCAUUGGUGGAAAAGAUGCGACUCAACACCAAAAUAUCGCGUGUGACUCGCCAUGUCGAUCAGAGAGCUUGGGAUCUUGAAAUAGAAGGAUCCGGGGAAGUAAUCACCUGUGAAAAAUUGCUGGUCGCUACUGGAUUGAACUCUAAGCCAAAUUGGCCAGACAUACCUUUGAAAGACUUCGCGGGAUUAGUUAUUCACUCCAAGGAUAUCGGUACAAGGCAUGCUGACCUUUUGUCGGAAAAGGUACAGCGGGUUGCUGUCUAUGGAGGUUGCAAGUCUGCCAUAGAUGCUAUCAUUCUUUGCAUUAAUGCUGGGAAACAUGUCGACUGGAUCAUUCGCGAGACUGGGAAUGGUCCAGGAAUGAUGGUGCAAGUACGCAAGAGAGGGGUACAUGGUGCCCGACUCAUUGGAAGAUUCAAAAACAUCCUCACACCAUCAAUCUUCUCCGUCGACUCAUUCUGGUAUCGCUUCCUGCACAGUGGAAAGAGCCGACUUGGCAACUGGAUAUGCAAGAAGGUUUGGGCGAAGGCAAGCUCUGUGCCAUUGAGUAUGAGUCCAUAUGACAAGAAAUGCCCCAACAUGGAAAAGCUCAAGCCGGAGACGGGCGAUGCCUUGUUCUUUACGGCUAGCCUUGCCGCACUUCAUGGCUCGAAGAAAUUCGUUGACGAACUGCACUCUGGGACCAUGAUUCAGGUUCACCGUGCGACAAUCGCAUCAAUGUCUGGAUCCAGCAUAGCCUUGAACAAUGGAGACACUCUACCUUGCGAUACGGUAAUAUUUGCAACCGGCUGGGACUAUAUGUCAACUCUGUUUGACCCAGCAGACUCCCUCUCACUUGGCAUAACCGCGCCCUUGCAGGACGAAGACCCAAAAAUAGCUUCUUACUGGGAGAAGCUCCACAUGAAAGCCGACAAAGAUGUCCUCGAGAAGUUUCCAGUCCUCAAGAACCCCCCUCCAUACCAUCCCCGACGAGUAAUCCACACACCAUAUCGACUGUACCGAUACAUUCUCCCCCCAUCCUUAGCCGCGCAAGACGACAGAUCCCUCGUUCUCCUAGGUCUAGUCACAUCCGUACAAACAUCCAUCUUCGCCGAGGUCUCUGCACUCUGGGCAGUGUCCUGGAUGGAAGGCAUGCUAGGUAUCUCCAAGUCAAAGGAAGAGAUGGACUACGAGAUCGCAAAGGUCAACGCCUGGUGCGAGCGCAGGUAUUUGGCGAGAGGUCGGACGAGACAGAUUGCUUCGGCGGAGAUUCAGGAUAUCACUGAUCUAUUGAUGCGGGACAUGGGCUUAAAAGUGUAUCGGAAGUCAAAUAUAUUCUCGGAGAUGUUUCUUCCUGGUUCGGCGCAGGAUUAUAGAGGGAUUGUAGAGGAUAUGUUGGAGAAAUCGAAGGUGAAGAGUGAGAAAUAGAGUUGGG